Messenger RNA from Purpureocillium lilacinum, 3051 nucleotides. RefSeq lists its product as uncharacterized. Gene Ontology annotation, molecular function: protein binding; serine-type endopeptidase activity. The record is from RefSeq and is a predicted model, not a curated record. NCBI's taxonomy places the organism in Eukaryota, Fungi, Ascomycota, Sordariomycetes, Hypocreales, Ophiocordycipitaceae. Gene Ontology annotation, biological process: proteolysis.
AUGAACGGCACACGAAGGUCGGCCGCGGCCAAGAGAAAGGCUGCGGCCUCGCCUGACCAGCCGCCGCCAGCCAAGAGGGCGAUUAACGGCAAGUUUUCCGCCGACGACAACACUCCCGAUGUCGAAAUCGCAGACUACGACGACGAGUCGGUCCUCAGCGACGACAUGCAUCUCCACGCGCCACCCAUGUACAUUGGCACGCCCGGCAGCUUGGGCGAGUGGCAGGAUACCAUCCAAAAGGUGGUUCGCAACGUCGUCGCCAUCCGCUUCUGCCAGACGUGCUCCUUCGAUACCGAUUCUGCCUUGACGAGCGAGGCGACAGGCUUCGUCGUCGACUCAGAGCGAGGAUACAUUAUGACGAACCGCCACGUCGUCGGUUCUGGUCCGUUUUGGGGCCACUGCGUCUUCGACAACCACGAGGAAGUCGACUGUUACCCGGUAUAUCGCGACCCUGUCCACGACUUUGGCAUCCUUCGCUACGACCCCAAGGCCAUCAAGUAUAUGCACGUCGAUGGUCUCGACUUGAGCCCCGACCAGGCCAAAGUGGGCGUCGAGAUUCGAGUGGUCGGCAACGAUGCCGGUGAGAAACUUAGUAUCCUCUCUGGUGUCAUCAGCCGACUAGACCGAAAUGCUCCUGAAUACGGCGAGGGCUACAGCGACUUCAACACGUGUUACUAUCAGGCCAAUGCCGCUGCCAGCGGCGGUAGCUCCGGCAGUCCCGUCGUCAGCAAGGAUGGUUCUGCCGUCGCGCUGCAGGCCGGCGGCCGUUCCGACGGCGCGUCUACCGACUACUUUCUUCCCCUGGACCGGCCCCUUCGUGCCCUUCAGUGCAUCCAGCAGGGCAAGCCCGUCACCCGUGGCGACAUCCAGUGCCAGUUUCUUCUGAAGCCUUUCGACGAGUGUCGCAGGUUAGGAUUGAGUCCGCAAUGGGAGGCAGCAAUGCGGGAAGCGUUUCCUGACGAGACAAACAUGCUAGUGGCCGAGAUUGUACUACCCGACGGGCCUUCGCAUAACAAGAUUGAGGAAGGCGAUGUCCUGGUCAAGGUGAACGGAGAGCUCAUCACACAGUUUAUUCGCCUCGAUGACAUCCUCGACUCCAAUGUCGGCAAGCCCAUCAAGGUGCAGCUGCAGCGAGGCGGCCAAGACGUCGAAGUCGAGAUCGAGGUCGGCGACCUUCACCAAAUCACCCCUGACCGCUUCGUCACCGUUGCCGGCGCCAGUUUCCACGACCUCUCGUAUCAGCAGGCCCGGCUAUAUGCCGUGGCCGUCAAGGGCGUCUACGUGUGCGAGUCGGCGGGCUCCUUCCGGUUCGACAACACAGACAACGGCUGGAUCGUUCAGACAGUCGACCACAAGAAGGUGCCGGACCUGGCCACCUUUAUCAACGUCAUGAAGGACAUUCCAGACAAGGCGAGGAUUGUGGUCACGUACAAGCAUCUGCGCGACCUGCACACGCUAAACACGACCGUCAUCUACGUGGACCGACACUGGUCUUCCAAGAUGAAGAUGGCCAUCCGUAACGACGAGACGGGACUGUGGGACUUCAAGGACCUCGGCGACCCUCUUCCUCCCGUGCCUCCCGUGCGGCGAUCCGCCUCCUUCAUCGAAUUGGAUCACAUGCCGCACCCGGGCAUCGCGGACCUGAUCAAGAGCUUCGUCCAUGUCAACUGCACCAUGCCCGUCAAGCUUGACGGGUUUCCUAAGAAUCGCAGGUGGGGAAUGGGCCUGGUGAUUGAUGCCGACAAGGGCCUCGUUCUCAUCUCGCGCGCCGUCGUCCCGUACGACCUGUGCGACAUCACGGUGACGAUUGCCGACUCCAUCAUCGUCGAGGGCAAAGUCAUCUUCCUGCACCCGCUCCAGAACUACGCCAUCAUCAAGUACGACCCGUCCCUCGUGGACGCGCCGGUCAAGAGCGCGAGGCUCAGCAGCGAGCACCUGACGCAGGGCGCCAAGACGUAUUUUCUCGGAUACAAUAGAAUUGGGCGUGUCGUGCACGGCUCGACCACCGUCACCGAGAUCACGGCCGUGGCCAUCCCGGCCAACUCGGGCGCGCCGCGCUACCGCGCCGUCAAUGUUGACGCCAUUACCAUUGACAGCAACCUCGGAUCGACGUGCAACAGCGGCGUGCUCGUGGCGCCCGACGGCACGGUGCAGGCGCUGUGGCUCAACUACCUGGGUGAGCGGUCGCCCUGCAGCCAGCGCGACGAAGAGUACUACCUCGGCCUGGGCACGCCCACGCUGCUGCCCGUCAUCUCGACGGUGCAGAAGGGGGAGACGCCGCAGCUGCGCAUGCUGUCUGUCGAGCUACGGUCCGUGCAGAUGUCGCAGGCGCGCGUCAUGGGCGUGUCGGACGAGUGGAUCAAGAAGGUGACGCAGGCCAACCGCUCGCACCACCAGCUCUUCAUGGUCAGCAAGAGGACGUUUGAGCGCGGGGAGCACCCCGUGAGCCUCCUCGAGGGCGACAUCGUCCUGAAGCUCAACGGCAAGAUCUGCACGACGAUUUCGGACUUUGACGUCAUGUACACGAGCGACGUGCUGGACGCCGUCAUCGUGCGAGAGUGCGAGGAGAUGGAGCUGCAGCUGCCGACGGUGGCGGCCAAGGACAUGGAGACGGAUCACGCCGUGUCGUUUUGCGGCGCCGUCCUGCACCGCCCGCACCAGGCCGUCCGCCAGCAGAUCAGCAAGCUGCACAGCGAGGUGUACGUGUCGAGCCGCAUCCGCGGAUCGCCGGCGUACCAGUAUGGUGUGGCGCCAACCAACUUCAUCACGCACGUCAACGGGAAGCCGACCCCUGACCUGGAAUCCUUCAUCGCCGCGACGCGGAAGAUUCCCGACAAUACCUACUUCCGCCUCAAGGCAGUGACAUUUGACAGCGUGCCGUGGGUCAUCACGAUGAAGAAGAAUGACCACUACUUCCCGACGAUGGAGUGGAUCAAGGACGACAGCGCGUCGUGCGGAUGGCGACGCGUCACGUACGAGGGCUCCGAGGUGUUCCAGGGCGAGGCGACGGACGGCAUCCCGCCGGUCGGCGAGGAGGCCGAGGAGGAGUAG